Messenger RNA from Cercocebus atys (sooty mangabey), 2048 nucleotides. It is a transcript of the gene SPINDOC, whose product is annotated as chromosome unknown open reading frame, human C11orf84. The record is from RefSeq and is a predicted model, not a curated record. NCBI's taxonomy places the organism in Eukaryota, Metazoa, Chordata, Mammalia, Primates, Cercopithecidae. Bases 318 to 1463 code for a protein of 381 amino acids. Gene Ontology annotation, biological process: negative regulation of DNA-templated transcription. The transcript is spliced from 6 exons.
GGGGGCGGGUCCGCGGCUGGCCGGCCGGGCGGGCGCCGACAAUGAGCCUCCAUAAAAGGGAGCGGCGGGGGGCAGGGGCCCCGGAUUGAGCCCUCCCCGCCCGGGCUCCCGACGCGCCGAGGUCUCGGGGAGGCCCGGACGCGCCGGUCGCAGCGCCGGCCGGCGAGCGGCAGGCGGGCAGGUGGCGGGGAGGGGGCUGCGCGGAGCGGGCAGCGGGCCCGGCGUUGUUCCGGCCAGGAGGCGGGAGGCGGUUGCCGGCUGCGCGGCGAAGCCUGCGCGCCAGUUCUCCGGCCACCGCUAUCGCCCACGGCCGCACCAUGGCCCUAAAGGCCGAGGGCGCCGCACUCGACUGCUUCGAGGUGACGCUCAAAUGCGAGGAAGGGGAGGACGAGGAGGAGGCCAUGGUGGUGGCCGUAAUUCCGCGGCCCGAGCCGAUGCUCAGAGUGACCCAACAGGAGAAGACCCCACCACCUAGACCCAGCCCGCUGGAGGCAGGCAGUGAUGGCUGUGAGGAGCCCAAGCAGCAAGUGUCUUGGGAGCAGGAGUUCCUGGUGGGCAGCAGCCCAGGAGGCAGCGGGCGGGCGCUGUGCAUGGUGUGUGGCGCUGAGAUCCGGGCACCCUCGGCCGACACGGCUCGCACACACAUCUUGGAGCAGCACCCUCACACCUUGGACCUGAGCCCUUCUGAGAAGAGCAACAUCCUGGAGGCCUGGAGUGAAGGGGUAGCCCUCUUGCAAGACGUGAGAGCUGAGCAGCCGUCCCCACCCAACUCAGACUCAGGCCAGGAUGCCCAUCCAGACCCAGACUCCAACCCAGACCCUGCCAGAAUGCCAGCCGAAAUCGUCGUUCUCCUUGACUCUGAGGAUAACCCGUCCCUCCCUAAAAGGAGCCGGCCCAGGGGACUCCGUCCCCUCGAGCUUCCUGCUGUCCCUGCCACAGAGCCAGGAAAUAAGAAGCCCCGUGGUCAGAGAUGGAAGGAGCCCCUGGGGGAAGAGCCAGUCAGAAAGAAAAGAGGCAGACCUAUGACCAAAAACCUGGACCCUGACCCAGAGCCCCCAUCGCCAGACUCACCCACAGAGACUUUCGCAGCACCAGCCGAGGUCCGACACUUCACUGAUGGCAGCUUCCCCGCCGGCUUCGUCCUGCAGCUCUUCUCCCACACCCAGCUCAGGGGCCCAGACAGCAAGGACUCACCCAAAGACAGGGAAGAGGCAGAAGGAGGCCUUCCCCAGGCAGAGAGCCCCUCUCCAGCUCCCCCUCCGGGGCUCCGCGGGACACUGGAUCUCCAGGUUAUCCGCGUGCGGAUGGAGGAGCCCCCAGCGGUCAGCCUCCUGCAAGACUGGUCCAGGCACCCCCAGGGCACCAAGCGUGUGGGAGCAGGUGACACCUCAGACUGGCCCACGGUUCUGUCAGAAUCCAGCACCACUGUGGCAGGGAAGCCAGAGAAAGGGAAUGGGGUGUAAAUUCUUGCUUUCCUGGGGAGGGAGGGAGCGGGGGAGGGAGGAGGCAGCGUCCCCCUGUGGCUUAUAACUCAGAGCUGCCUGGCUCACCUAUCUGGUGGAGAGAGUAGAAACAAGUGCCAGGGCAGGAGGGGGCUGGGGCAACAUCCACGGUUAUUUCGGCGCACUGAAAAGUGUCUGUUCCUAGCCAGGCCUGAGGUCGGCAAGGGUGGUUGAGGCUGUUGUGCAGUAGGGCACUGGGCCUGUGGAGAACACCUACCCCAGUCCUUCGCUGACCCCCACCUCUCUGUCCCCCGUGACCUCCUCCCACCCUCCCCCCGCUCCCCACCAUUCUCCCUUGGCACAGUGCCUUACACAAGAGUGGUCAUAAGGGGGUUUGAACUGAGUCCCACUACCUCGGGGGACACCUCCCCUCCCCACUUGUUCAGGCUCCUAAACCAGGAGGCCUCCAUUACCUCUUCCUGUCCCACCCCUGCAGAGGCCUGAAGCUGGGCCUGGGCACCCCAUUCACUCCUGUUCUCAUUUACAUCUGUUUUCCUGUUGUAUAUAUCACCUUUGUUGACAAUAAAUUAUUUUUUUUUAUUAAGA